UAACAACCCCCCACACAUGUGACUAAACUUCAUGAUCAAAAACGUCGACGAAUUCUUCGAGCAGCAAGUGACAUUCAUUCACAAAGUGACCGCCCUGCGCCCGAAGAAGUAGAAUAGUAUUAUUCAUUUUGACAAGACGGAAGGAAAACUCAUCCAUAUAAUCUCUACGUACAUGCUCUAGACUAGAGUCUAGUUUAGAAGAAGUUUGCUACCACCUGGGUGUCUUUCACUAUUUAACAAUGGCUGGCAAUUUCCCAAGAAUAGUGUUGAUGUCUUGGAUGGUUCAUCUCCUACUCUUAGUCCUCCAGGGAUGUGAUCAAGUUGAAGCUGUUUACAAUCAAGAUGAAGUCGAAUGCAAAAGAAAAACUAUCAAAUACGCAACCUCCUUUGUUUGUGAGUGUUCAGCCACAUACUGCGAUACAGUACAGUCAGUUGAUAACAUCAAAGCCGGCACGUUUGCCAUGAUCACCAGCAGUCAGGCAGACCAUCGAUUUUCUAAGAGCCAACAUUUAAUGGCAAAGAAAUCUAAUCUUACAGACAUGUCUCAACUUUUGAAGAUAAAUUCCUCGGUGGAGUACCAGACGAUUCUUGGCUUUGGAGGAGCAUUCACGGACUCGGCGACUAUCAAUAUUAUGAACCUCUCUAGUAAAGCACAGGACAACCUGCUCAAAUCUUACUACUCUACAGAUGGCAUUGAGUAUACAAUUGGUCGGAUACCCAUGGCAAGUUGUGACUUCUCGCUCAAGGAGUACUCCUACGACGAUGUGUCAAAUGACUUUGAUCUUGAACAUUUCUCUCUAGUAACUGAAGAUAUCAAAUUCAAGAUUCCAAUCAUCCAGAGAUCUCUGGCAAUGUCCAAGAAGGUAGUGAAGUUAUUUGCCUCACCGUGGUCGGCUCCGGCGUGGAUGAAAACAAGCAAUGAAAUGAGCGGCAGAGGUCAGCUGCUCGGUCAAGCUGGUGACAAAUAUCAUCAGACGUGGGCCAACUACUUCGUCAAAUUUCUCGAUGCCUACAAGUUGAAUAACCUGACAAUGUGGGGGCUGACCAUAGAGAACGAACCCUCGGCCGGUGCAACCGACAAUGCAUGGCAGGCUAUGUAUCUCAGUGCUGAGAUGGAACGAGACUUUAUCAAGAAGGAUCUUGGCCCUGCGUUGCAUCAAGCAGGUUAUGCUGAUGUUAAAUUGAUGGUACUGGACGAUCAGAGGCUGUUUCUGCCGAGUUACGUUCAGACGAUUUUAUCCGAUGCCGAGGCAGCGAAAUACAUCUCCGGGACCGGAGUUCACUGGUAUGCAGAUUUCUUCUUUGACUCUCCGUCCGUCAUGACCGACACUCAUAACUUGUUUCCGGACAAAUUUAUACUUUCAACCGAGGCUUGCAACGGUUACCUUCCAGACUCGCCUGCCGUGGUCCUCGGGAGCUGGGAGCGUGGGGAAGAGUACAGCCACGAUAUCAUGCAGGAUUUAAGUAACUGGGUAACGGGCUGGACAGAUUGGAACCUUGCCCUGAAUCUUCAAGGAGGUCCUAACUGGGCUAAGAACGAGGUUGACAGCCCCAUUAUCAUUGAUGCAGAGAAAGACGUCUUCUACAAACAACCGAUGUUUUAUCAUCUUGGUCAUUUUAGUAAAUUCAUUCCACCGGGCUCUAAACGUAUUCAGAUGACAGCCACAGGGAUGGACUCCCUUGAGAAACUUGCCUUCAAACUUCCAGACGGAAAAACCAUUGCAGUGGUCGUUUUGAACAGGUUGGACGAGACCAAGCCACUCAGCAUCUAUAACCCAGCUAGUGGAUACAUCAAUGCUUUGGUCGCCGGCCGCUCUAUCAACACUUAUUUAUUCUCAUAAAGGAUAGUGAUCAGAAUCCUCGACUGUGCUUCAAAUCAGACAUACGUCUUUAAAGUGACACUCUAUGCAGACUAAAUACUUUAAACAGUUUAAAUGGACAGUUUUAGAAGUGGUGAAUGCGUCAGAGUUUAAAGUGACUGUCUGCAGACUGAACACUGCAAAACCUAAAAUGACGCUCCCUGUUUUGAAAACUGAGCACGUUAUUACUUUAAAGGAACUUUGUUAUGAGUGGUUGUAAGGAAGACUGCAUCAGAGUUUAAAGUGAAUGCGUCUAAAGUUUUAAGUGACACUCUUUAUUUUGAAAACUGAAUGCACAAAUUUGAAGUGAGGCUAAGAGGUGGAUUGUAAAAAGAAACGAUUGAAAGUUUAAAAAUAAUUCUUUAUCAGAUGGGAUUUAUAAAAUCCAGAAAGCUGAACACUCCAGUGAUUUGAAGGCAAAACCUUUUAGACAGUUUGUGCUGUGAUACGGUCCAUGGUGUUUGUACACCCGAUGCAAAGCGCAGAGAGCCAUUUGCCGCUGAGGGUGUACACAAUUCUCUGGACCCCAUCAGACAUUGUUUUGCAAUUGUUUUUGUUAUACUACGAUAGUAGAUUGGAGCUGAUUUUGGCCCAAUACCAUGGUGCUGCUUAACGCCGAAUUCUGCGUUUGGGAUCACUAUUCUUUGCUCACAGGGCAAGUGCUGAUUUUCUCCACUAGUAGUGUAAGCGCAGAAUGCCUAGUUCUGGACCAAUCAAAUUCACCAUUCUUCGCUUACAGGGCAAACGUUGAUUUUUUGCACUAGCUGUGUAAGCACAGAAUGCCUAGUUCUCGACCAAUAAAAUUCACAAUCUAUUACCGUGGUAUAAAAAGAUUUCUGCAUAUUUUUGCUGAUGAUGACCACCGGAGAGAAUCUGCUCUAAUAAGAUUGAAACUUCGUUCUUGAAGGGGCACAGCAAUAUACUCUGGUAAUGGGGCACUUUCUAAGAGGAAAAUGUAAAUUUGUAUUGGAACUUUGCAAAAGCAUAGGGCACCACGGCAAUUGCCGUGGGUGCAGUGGGUAAUUUGGAGGACAGGAUUUUAUAAACGUACUAUAUCAGUAUUAAUAAUAUCAAGGCCAACAAUUGCAACUGUUGCAUUUGUAAAUACAUUGUAGAGAUGUUAUCUAGUCUUUUGAAGUAAGCCUUCAUUCAAAUCUUGAGUCAAGUCAUUACAGGAUUGGUAACGAUUAAAACAAAUUGUUUAACGUUAGUCUGAUAGGUUACUGAUUAUGAAGCUCAAAUAAGAUUAUCUAUUGUGCUGCAGUUUUUAAAGCAUUGCUUUUAUGCUCCUCAUGCAGUUGGAAAAAUGAAAGAAAAAAUCCAACAAAAAUUCAAGUAAUUUGUUUGUUACAUUGCCUGCUUGGAAAGCAAUAUUUUGUAAACUCAAAAUAGCAGUACAUUCUAUGUGUUGGAUACUUUUAUAGCAAUAUUUAUAACAUCAUUGUUGAUUUAUUUUUUAAGAGAACGUGAUACUUCAUAUGGUGACCACAAAAGACCAUCUCUUGGCAACUGUCUCUUUAGUCUGAGGAAUUCAAAUGUAAGCAGUAACUUGUGACUGAGCAAGUCAUUGUACAAGACUUUAUUCAAAUCUAACGCACAAAAUUAAUGGGUUAUUUAUUGGCAGCUCAGUUACGGCUAUGACUGUUGCUAAGGAUGUACUAUACCAGUCAUUCUAGCCGUAGCCGUACCUUAAGCAGGGAGGAUAAUGGCUACUAAGGCCAAGAUAUCUGCCAUGGCUACAGAGGAUUCUGUUACAGACGAUGGGAUUUUUAAAUAGGUACAUCCUUUAGACUGUGUAGGAAUCUGUGAAUCAUGUACAUAUAAUAUCAAGUAACCAAAGUUACCUACAUAAAAUGUGUAUUUUCAAUGUAAAUAUGGCGUUGUAGUAUUGUACAUUGAUGAUUGCACAAAAUGAAAUUAAGAUUGAAAUUGUGUGCGGCCUUUUAUUAUCUUAAAACUUAUAAAACCUCAUACAGUAUGAAAAUGUCACUGAAAUUAUUAUGAUAAAUGUUUGAUAUUUUGUAAUUUUAUCAGGACUGAUUAUUAAAAUGAGUUUUCCAGCUUAAA
Messenger RNA from Asterias rubens (European starfish), 3926 nucleotides. Its product is annotated as lysosomal acid glucosylceramidase-like. The coding region runs from base 240 to 1841 and encodes 533 amino acids. Gene Ontology annotation, biological process: glucosylceramide catabolic process. NCBI's taxonomy places the organism in Eukaryota, Metazoa, Echinodermata, Asteroidea, Forcipulatida, Asteriidae. Gene Ontology annotation, molecular function: glucosylceramidase activity. The transcript is spliced from 11 exons. The record is from RefSeq and is a predicted model, not a curated record.